Messenger RNA from Cuscuta europaea, 3945 nucleotides. The record is from the annotation of a GenBank genome assembly. NCBI's taxonomy places the organism in Eukaryota, Viridiplantae, Streptophyta, Magnoliopsida, Solanales, Convolvulaceae.
CCGGAGUUCAGGCUUUUCAAUGAAGUGCCUUCGUCCCACAACGAAUGGAAGGAUCGGUCCUGUUACAUAUGCCUGGAGGAGAACCCCUUUCCCGCUCCGCUCCGCAACAGCUUCCGGCGUCACCCGAAGGUAGGCUGUGCAGCCCUGGAGAAGAACGGCAGGAUACUCGCCAACAAACCGGAGGGGUCCGACAAGCAUGUUAAAAUCAAAGACGUUACUCUCUCUGAUGAAUUGUUCAAGCUCGGCUUCCGGCAGUGUCGGCCGAGGGGCUCAUCGGAUGAAAGAUACCCUCUGAUAGACUGUGUAUUCGAGGGAGCCGGAGGUGAUUAUCGAAGGGUUAUGUGUUUCGUACCCCGAGAAUUUUCCUUUGUUUUUUGUCAAUCCACGUCAUUGUAAUUGAUACCCUUCGGCCUAAUCAUUUUGUGUCUUAUCUUUGCAGGUAAUAAUAUGGACGUGAGCUCUCUCUUCACCCUGAAGAACGCCAAAGGGAAGAAGAAGUGUCCAGUGGGCGCUUCCACCAGGGAGGAGUCCUCCCAAGCUGCUAAUGCCGGUGCUAGUGCCGGGGGGUCCAAAGGUGCUGGGGCCAUGAAGAAAAAGAACUGUGGCAAUGGGACCGAGCCCCCGGCCAAGAAGUUGAAAACCGCGGCCUCCGGCAAGCAACCGGCCGUCGAUGUUGUCGUCAUUGUGGACGAGGGGCACGCCUCCGCCCCCACCCCUCAGGAGCACAUCAACCAAGACUUCUUCGGCCGGGAGAAGUUGGAGGCGAUAGUGCCGAAGGGGGCAUCCGUGCUGGAGGGUAGCCUCAACCCGUCGGUGCUGAUGAGCCAGAUGUUGUCCUCGGCCGAUCGGCUAGCCCUCACUAGGAUGGACGAGGGCUCCCUUGAGGCCAAGAUUCUGCUGAGCAGUGCCUCCAACUUCAUGGGCCUCUGUGAGCACCUCUGAAGGGUGGAGCAGAUGAAGGAGGCGAAGGGUGCUGCUGAAGGGGAAGCUGUCAGCCUUAGGAAGAGGCUGGAUGAGGCCGAGGAUUCCCUCCGCUUGGCCACUGAUAACAUGGAGCAGUGGGUGCAAGUUGCGAGGGCCGAGGGGUAGAGCGAGGGCCUGGCUGAGGCCGGGGAGGCUGCUAACCGAAGCCGCUCGCGUUGCUACCGAGGAAGCCCGUGUGGCUAAAGAAGAGGCUGCCUCCAAGGCUCGGGAGGAUGCUAUAGCUGCCUUUACCGCCGAGGGGUGGAAAGCAGAGGAGCAGAAGGAAUGGUUGUCCUCGGUGGUGCAGGCUUCGGUGGAUGCUUGGGUUGGAGGCCCCGACAAAAUGUGUCUUGCUGAGAAGGGUGACUCCUAUUAUCAAGGUGGGGAGUUUUUCACCCAGCGCCUCAUAUACCGAAAGCUUGCCAGGCACUUUAAACUUUCACCGGAGGAGUUCCAGCCCGAAGUUUAUGGCCUUCCCCCUCGGCAACCAGACAUCAGGGUCUCCCUCCCCGAAGGCGAAGAGAGGCCGGUGCUUGAAGAUUCGGAGACCCUAAGGGAAUGCGGCCUCGGGGGUGAUGGAGAUGAGGCCGAGGGCGAAGCCACUUCCAAAGCUGUCGACGGGGGCGACGUUCCAGCUGCCAAUUUGUAAUCUGUAUUCUGAACAAUUCUUGAUGCACCUUUGUAAUCACAUUGUUUAACUUUUGGAUCUGGCCCUUAUGAACACCCUGCCCUAUGUUUUUUAUGAAUUGAUGCCUCCGGGAUUUUGUAUAUAACAUGUUUUCAUUUUUGAAUGUAUGCUUUCACCUUCUCUUUCCUUUGUGUAUGAAUGUAUGCUUGUUUGGUAAUUUGGCCGAGGGGCCAACUUUUAGGACUUAGAAAAUAUUUUCCUAAGUAUAAUGCAUCCAGUAGCUUUCGGCUACUAGGUCCCUUUAGUCAUCUGAAUAUUCCACCGAGGGCCAAAUGUUCAGGACUUAAUUUUUUUUUCUAAGUGUUGUUCCUCAUUUGGCCCUUGGCUUAAUUCCUUCCCUCUGAUCCUGUGUAGCCUUCAUGAGGUGACCGGAGGCAAAGCAUUUAGGACUUAGAAAUUUUUUCUAAGUGUUUGAAUAUCAUCUGGCCUUCGGUAUGUGGGCAUUUCUUGCUGCAUGAAGUGGGGUGACCCUCGUUGCAAUGUGAGUUUGCCGAGGGCCACACGCUUUAUGACUUAGAAGUUUUUUCUAAGUGUUUCCUGUUGUUGGCCUUCGGUGAGGGGGCCCUUCGGCAUAGUAGCAAUCUCCGAGGGCAGCCUACUUUGUGGUCCUAGAAUAAUUUCCCUUGUCUCGCAAGACUAGCCUGCGGCAAUAAAAGCCUUCGGCUGUUGUCAUGUUUCCACAGUGUUGACUUAGAAAAUUUUGUAGUCCAAGUGCAGCAUGAAAAAGACAGACUCUCUCGGGCAAUGCCUGGGUGUAUCCCCUCGGCAUCUAGUGAGGUGCCGGAGGUGAUUCUCGCUUGGAUUUGGCCAACAUCUGAUAGCAUUUGUUGUAUAGUAGCCUUCGGGGACGUUUUUGAAUUGUUGUUGAGUGAACCUAUCAAAUUUUGUAGGAUUUGAGCCUUCGGUUUUGAUGUAGCCGGAGGCAAUCAAAAAGUGGACUUAGCCAUUUGUUGAUGGUACUUGUUGAAUAGUAUCUUUGGUAAUCAGGAGCUUCCAGGUACCGGAGGCGUUCCCGUGGGGGGCCCUCGGUAUGUAUUGUCUUGUAAUGCCGAAGGGCGUUCUGUCGUGAAUUGUUGGAGUGGCGUACUCAUUGAUUUCUCGCUGAGUCUACUCCCCUUCGCCACCCCAUUUUUUUGGUAGUGAAGGGAAGGCUUCAAGAAACUUGGUUUCUUAGUAAGGCUUGGCCUAUCGGGAGAUAAUAGAAUACACCAUUAGCUCCCCCCUCGGGUUAACCUUCCGAGUUCCGAGGGGAUCGAGGGUCGUUUCCUGGGCACAAGACAUGGUCUGUAGCCUACCUCCCCUUGGGAGAUGCCACGGAAAGCGCCUCAGUUUUGAAAGUCGUCCCCUCCGCGCCAGACAUAGUCCGUGGCCUGCCACACCCUUGGGGUAGUGGCGCGGGGAGCGUUUCGAUUUGGAAGUCGAAUCCUGGGCAUAUUAGAUGCCUACCAAUCCCUCGGGGGGAAUGGCGCGGAAAGCGUUCCGUUUUUGAAAGUCGAAUCAUGGGCAUAUUACUUGCCUGUCAUACCCUUGGGGUAGUGACGCGGAAAGCGUUUCAGGGAAGGGUUUUCACUUGCACACUGGUUGCAAAUGGCCGAGGGCACUACGCGCUACCGGCACCGAUAGGUGGCGCUUUCGGUAUAUGCGUCCUCGAGGGGUACGGCUUUAGAAACAACAUUUGGUGUUUGUUCUGGUAUACGGCCCCCGGCACUUGGUACCGAGGAGUCUUCAGUAAAAACAUUUGGUGUUUUUCUUCAUUUGUUGUAGGUGAUUGAGGUGUCUUCCUUCGGCACUUGGUACCGAAGGGUCUUCAAAGGAAACACUCGGUGUUUUCUUCUGUUUGUUGAAAAUUGAUAGUAGUGUAUGCCCCCGGCACUGGGUGCCGAGGGGCCUUCAUUGAAGACAUUUGGUGUUUUCUUCCCUGUUGUAGGUGAUAGUAUAGUCUACCCUCGGCACUUGGUGCCGAAGGUUCUUACUUGUGAUAAGGCCUUGGGCUAGGGGCUGAUAUGAGGGCUUGGCCGCUCAUAAGAGUCUCGUUCCAUGUUCUUGGUAUCUUCAAUAUGCCUUCAUUCUUCAAAAAUUGGAGGCCUUGGGCCGCAAAAUAAUACAUUCACUAGUUAUGAGGGCUUGGCCGUUCUAAUGUUAUUGAUAAAAUUUAACUAAGUGAUGUACAUUCCAGUGUCUAGGGACCUCGGUCCCAUUGGGGCGUUUGAGUUUGUAAGUUCCAGGCUUGAUGAUAGCUGUCACUAUGUAAGGGCCCUCAAACUUGGGCGCCAUUUUGCCUCCCUCGGUUGGUU